CUCUCCAUUCAGUACAAACACAAUGAGUAGUAAUAUUAAACAUAGGACAAUAUCAGUGACUAACACUGCAUAGCACACAAACUGCUUUUCAUUUCCUCGCACGCUUCUGUGAAUAAUACACGUACUAGAGAGCGUGUCAGAACGACGAGCCGGGCAAAUUCUGAAUAGGGUGACAAGUUAUAAGAUACACAUUGUUCGGCGAGAACAUGGAAAGUUGAGAUACAGUGAUUCUUUCCUUGGACAUCAUUUUUCACCUACAAUUCUUAUGGCAGAAAAUCCUGGUUUAAGGAUGUCUCAAAUACAGAAAAUACUUUGAAAAAACUUUUUGCUUUUUCACAACACUAUGGCGGUAGUAACUUUUAAAAAGCUAAUAUUAAAUACGGUCACGGUGCUGCAGAUAUUUAAAUGUUGCUAUGGCGACGUAACACAGCGAAGGACUUGUCCCGAAUCAUGUGUGUGCACACCUACGGGCAGUAUAUACUGCGAUACACAUACACGAGACAUUGCACCCACACUACCGUCUUAUAAUGAUAAGCUCUACUUAGAGUCGCAGAAUGACGUAUUUAAGAAUAACGCCCUGCGAACAAUUUUUAAGGAUGUUUUACAGCAAAUGCCUACACAGAAUAUUAUUGAUCUAUCAGACGAAGAACUGCAUUGUGACUGUGAAAUUAUCUGGCUUCAAAAAUGGCUGCUCAAUUAUCAAAUGAACAAGCGAUUUUUGAACAUGGAUUAUAGGUGUUCUAGUCCGCCAUCUUUAAAGGGUCAAAGGGUGGCAGAUAUUAGCAGUGUUGACUUAGGCUGCCCGGUCGAUAUACUGAAAAGACGACGUAGAAAAGUGAACCGAAGACGCGGACAACCAACUUAUACUCAAAGACCGCUAAAUUUUUGCACGGUGAACUAUUGCGACAAUAACGGCUCUUGCGUGCUACACAAUGAUUAUACAUUGUGCAUGUGUCCAUUGAGUUUUACAGGAGACAUGUGUCAAAUUCGGUCAGAGCCGCAACUAGAGGUACAUGCUAAACAAUUGCUGGACAUGACGGUCCAGGUUAAUUGGACGCUUGACCGUGAGGCACUGGACAUUCAGUUCAACCUACAGCUUACAACUAUAGACGGUGUACGCUUAAUUACAUCACAAAUGCUUCCCGGACAUAUGCGACAUGUUUCUGUUGAUGGUCCAUUUCUCGCGACCCACAUCAACGUCUGUAUAUGUAUUUAUGAGCAUAACAUCAAGACCAACUUUACAGCCUGUAUGGACAUUUACAUAGAUGAACGUGGAUAUGGUUUGCCCCCUCCCAGCGAUUUGCCCGAUGACAAAAUUUAUAAUCCGUACGAUGCUUCACAUUUUAAUGAGGUUAUCGAUAAAGCAAGUAUAGCGCUCGGGAGCAUAAUAGGGCUCUGUGGACUCCUUAUACUCGGGCUUGCGAUUGCUUAUAAAAACCGACAAAUUGAUUCUGAUAAUAAUGCUAACAUGCCCGUAGACAUGAAUGGACUUAGUUCUGCGUACAUAAGCAACACAAUCAUACAACUUCAAACGAUACGUGAGAGUUACGAAGAGGAAAGCCAAGAGGCAACACUAGCUGAUGCAAGCCAAGUUCCGAUUGUUGAAACAACUGGAGAAUCAUUAAACAUGAACAAUAACGCAGUUUCUUCCACGCCCGUUUGCAGAGAAAUUUCACGUCAAAGAGCCAACGAGUCUCACAAAUCCAAUGAAACUAAUCCUACAGAAAACCAAACAGUUGGCCUGGAGCCAACUUUAAGACAAUCUCAAGCAAGUGAGAGCGGGAAAGUUAAUAUAAUUUAAGGAGAAAUUGUGGAUAUUUAGGUUGAAAAUAUACAGUUUUUUUUAGUGUGAACUGCGCUAAUGGUUUUUGAUUGCAAUGUGCAUCAGUGGAGUUGCUUAUCUAAGUAUUCAGUGUUUUAUCUGGUAAAAAACUGAUUAUUUGCAACAAAAUGACGUAAUUGUUUAUGUGUUACACUGACUACUUGUGGUCAUCGACUGGUCGAUGACGUUCUUAACUCUGGGAGCAUUAUUACCUGUCAGAUGAGCUGAUCAGUGUUAAUAUCUAACGAUAGGUUAUCCCCUUGGUCUGACAUCAAGUUGCGAAUAGCAACCGUCAGAACGUCAUACACGGAUUGGACUUGUCUACAACAAAGCAGAAUUCCGUAAUAAAUAGCAAUCCAACUUCUGUCCCAUUUCUGUGGAUUAAUGCUGCCAAUAUACUAAAUGUACACAAAUUCUCAGUUUAAUGAAAACUGUGGCUGACCUUUGAAAGUAAUCUAACAAUAAGUGACAAGUUUAUGACAAACGAGGGCCAUAAAAAGACAACAGCAUGUUCCCAGUAUGUGUACACAAUCGUUACGUGUAUCAAACAGUAUCACCGCGUAACACACAUUUUCUUGUACAGGUUAAGCAGUUAUAUUUCAUCUUGAAGCAUGUGUAAUACAAAGGCAAUGUAAAUUACAUUUUAUGAUAAAAAAAAAAAAUUAUAUUAAAAAAAAAUAUAUAGAGCUUUCAAUAUAAUUAAAGUCAAGCUGAAGAUAUUACUUUGUAAUUUGUUGGAAAAUGUAAAAUAAUUAUAUUUAUAAAUAUAGAAAGUAUA
Anneissia japonica is the source of this 2600-nucleotide messenger RNA. RefSeq lists its product as uncharacterized. The record is from RefSeq and is a predicted model, not a curated record. The transcript is spliced from 2 exons. Gene Ontology annotation, cellular component: plasma membrane. Lineage: Eukaryota; Metazoa; Echinodermata; Crinoidea; Comatulida; Comatulidae. Bases 344 to 1801 code for a protein of 485 amino acids. Gene Ontology annotation, biological process: cell surface receptor signaling pathway.